This is a messenger RNA of Tripterygium wilfordii, 370 nucleotides long. RefSeq lists its product as uncharacterized. NCBI's taxonomy places the organism in Eukaryota, Viridiplantae, Streptophyta, Magnoliopsida, Celastrales, Celastraceae. The coding region runs from base 20 to 328 and encodes 102 amino acids. The transcript is spliced from 3 exons. The record is from RefSeq and is a predicted model, not a curated record.
UUCUCUCCAGAACACCAAAAUGCCUGAUUACUACGUGGAAUUGAAAGCUGAGUUGGAAGGAGACCUAACCGAAAUUGAACCAUUCUGGGGUUGGGAAAACAUUGACCAAGAACUCAUGUGCAUCUCGCCGGUUUGUAGCCGCUGUCACUGUUCCUUCCACUACUUGGUGGUAUCUCUAAGCAAGUAUGAGUCUCCAGAACGUUUCGAGACUGCGGAUGGACAUUUUACCGACGCCCUACAACUCCAGCUUGGGAGGCAGCAGUCCUUGUAUCGCUUUGGUGUGGAGGUGGGAAAAGCAAGGGUGACAGCAUCCUUUGUGGAUGCGUAGAAACAACAACUGAUGUUUAAUCUUUAUUUUUAGUAAAUUAUG